AUGACUUCUCAUCUUAAACCAUACUUUGAUAAAUAUCCACAACAUGCUCCUGUGUUAAAUCAAGUAUAUCUUGAUUUAGUGUAUGUCAAGGAAUGGGUUGAAGUAAUAAUAAAAGACAUUGAAAGCCUCCGGAAAUGUAUCAUACUUGCUCGAUCUAAACCUGAACAAACUCAAUUUCAAGUAGUUGUUCCAUGUUCACUAUUAGAGAAAUGGUCUAUUAGAAGUUUAUUGCAAGUAAUGGAUGUUAUUCCAUCACAUUUGUCUGCUCAACGAAUCACACUUGCCAUAACAUCAACUGACUCAACAAUAGUAUACUACAAAAUAGCCCAUGGACUUGCUGCUCCAAAUCUUGCAGAUCAUGGUCAGAAAAAUCUAACAUCACCACCCACAGUAAUAGAAGACAAAACUGAUACAAAAAGUUGA
Molecule: messenger RNA, 423 nt
Organism: Paraglomus occultum
Lineage: Eukaryota; Fungi; Glomeromycota; Glomeromycetes; Paraglomerales; Paraglomeraceae
Source: the annotation of a GenBank genome assembly